AUGUCAACUGCCGUCUACAGUACACCGAGUCUCAGUGUUCCGCCGUCCCAGAAUACCGCACCCGUCAUCGAGUUCCGCUGCCUCUAUACCCACGAUGUUCGACGCAAGCAAAAGCGCUGGCAAGAUGGCUUCCUUCGCUUCCAUACCUUCAACAAAAGGGUUAUGGUGUACGAUGUCCCGAGGAACUAUGUUGGAGACCAUCACUGGAAAGAAGGAGCACAGCUGCAAGAAGGCGAUGAGGUGACCCUGGACAAGGGCGUGCUUGUAGAGGUCGGCGAAGUCGUCGGAACUACAGAGACGGAUCUGAGCCCGCUGUUCGAGAGGAAGCCUAAGGAGACACCCGAGAAGGCCGGAGCAACUUCUCCGGCCAAGGCAGCCUCCUCCAUGCGCAGCACUGCGGGACUUGUACCACCACCAUUGCGCCAUAGAUCUCUGAACACACUGCUGGGAACGCCGAGAGGGUCGCUUGGAAGGGCGGUUCUACCUUCAAAGUCACCAUAUGAAGCCCGGCAGGGAGCAACGGCAAAUGAGUGGGAAGACGGACCCGCCGCAAAACGUCCUCGAAUAGGAGGCAAUAGCACGUAUACAGGUUGGGACGUCUUGCGGACAACUAAAGUAUCAGCGUUUGGGUCGAAAAAGGAGACACCUCUUUGGGCAAAGACCUCAGAUGCGCGCAAAGGGAAGUUCACGAAGCCGACGUCGUCAAACGUGAAGUCUUCGACAGGUCGAGCUAGGCUUACCGUGAAGGAGGUUGUCGACAUUACAUCUGACCCUGAAGACAACUUCUCUGACAUGACGUUGCCGGGCACACUGAUAGCUGCCUCGACGUCAAGACUAUCGCCUGUUGCUCCCGCAAGUACCAAGACGGGCGCACCUCUACAACGUACAAGUAAUGGAAAGCCUGAACAGCGCAUUUCACGGGCCCCAAACGGUUUGACCCAAGCGUCAUCAUCUCCUCUCUCAAACAAGAACAGCAAAUCAACCCUGAAGCCCAAAUCUCGGCCCCCUUUACCACCCCCUCAGAAAGACCCUCAGCUGCCAUCAUCGCCGCCUGUCAGCACGACUAAUAAGAUACACGCAGUCCAGAACACGAUCGACAAGGCCGCGAGUACAACGAGUAGUCCAGCAUUGCGUGCCGCAAAACCCCUUGAUGCUUCGGCUGACUCGAGACAAACUGAGUCCGCAUCAAAUCCCCGUACUAAGGCACUUCGGUUAUCAGUGGUGGCGCCACGGAAGAAGAUGCUCUUAUGUGAAGCCAGGCCAAAAUCCAGACAAGCUACCAGUAAUAGCAACAUGCGAGCCCCGAUCGAGAGAAGCAGAGGCGUUUCACCGAGGGACGGAUCAGUGGAACGUCAAGGGACACCCGACUGGGACUUUGAUUUUGGGGUUGCAGAUGAGAAGUCCGCAUCUCCGGGUUCUACUGCUGCAUCGCGGAACCCAGGCAUUGCGAAAUCUAAGUUGCUCGGGGAACCCAUAAGGAAGAACCUAUCCAGAAAUGGGCGUCCGGAUGAGCUACCGCCCGCUGAUUCUACUACAACUCCGUUCGAUGAGAUGGCCCUUGUACACGGUAAAAUGGACGCGCAACUGACGACGGCUUCAACAAGACUCAAGAGCGCGCGCCCAAAUACCAGUGUCAAACCUGGUGCUGAAUCUGCCAACGCAUCCCGCCCUCGCAGCCCUUUCCGCCGCGUACGUUCUGAGAACGACGCUGCGCUAAAUCCGUCCGACCCUCCAGCAGGAACAGCCAACUCCGAGCCAGCUCCACUCGCCAACAAGCCAAGAGCAUCAGCCGCAAAGGCCACAGCUCCGCCGAAGCGACCGCUGCAGCGGUGGAAGAGCUUAGCGGAUGCUGCACCGGUACGUCGCGUUCCUACGCCGCCGCCACCGCCUGUAGUCGAAGAUACGGAUAUUGGACCAUGGAGCACGGAGGCGUUUGAUCUUUUCGACUGGAGGCCACCCAAUAGGGAUAGCGAAAGAAAUGUUGUUACUGCCUUAUCCGAAGGCUAG
Messenger RNA from Coniosporium apollinis CBS 100218, 2007 nucleotides. RefSeq lists its product as uncharacterized. Lineage: Eukaryota; Fungi; Ascomycota; Dothideomycetes. The record is from RefSeq and is a predicted model, not a curated record. Gene Ontology annotation, biological process: double-strand break repair. The coding region runs from base 1 to 2007 and encodes 668 amino acids. Gene Ontology annotation, cellular component: nucleus; site of double-strand break. The transcript has a single exon.